AUGAUUUAUUUUGUUUUAAUUUUAAAUUUUCUUAUUGUUAUAUUCUUAAGAGCUGGAGAUUCCACUUCAAAUGUAUCUUCUUUACUUAGGCUAGCAAAUAAUGAGGAGCUUUAUAAAGAAUGGCUUAAAACUCUAACUAUAAAUGAGCAAGUAUUACUAGAGAGAUUUGGUAAUUUGAUCAAGCUUAUAGAUAAAGAUAGUAAUAAUAUAUUAGAUGAAUCAGAAAUUAUUGAGUGGCUUGAGUACUUAGGAAAUAGAUCUACAUUCAGAGAUGCAGCUGCUGAAUUCAAUUUUAUUGAUAAAAAUAAAGAUAACAUUGUGGAAUUUGAUGAAUUUAUUUACCACUUUAGUCCCGAAUCUCAGAGAGAUGAAGAGGAUGAUGGACUUUACGACUUCUAUAUUAGGUUAUUUUCUGAAAUGGAUCUAAAUAAGGAUAGUGUUUUGGAAAUUAAUGAGUAUUACAAUCUUGUGCACGAUUAUACACUUUCAGGAGAAUUUUACAAAAGAAUUCACUUAUUUAUUGAAAGUAGUGAUAUAAAUCAUGAUGGUGUUUUAGAUAAAGAUGAAAUAAGAAGACUAAAAGAAAAUAAGGAUAUAUUAACGGAAUUUACAGAAUCACUAGGAAGUCAAAAUGGAGAUGCUUUACAAAUACUUGGUAUAAAUGUUGAAGAUUUCAAGGAAAUAAAUGCAACAAUUUUAAUACGUGCUUUAAAGAAUAAAGAGAUGAGAGAUUUAAUUCAAGAUUCAUAUAACCAGCUAUUAGAUGUUUUAAAGACACAUGAGAAUGCUACUAAGCAGGAUGCUAAUGCAACAUCUCUUCCAACAAAGUUUAUAAACGAGAACUUCGUCAUUUAUAUACAGUCUGGACUUACUGAUUACGGUGAAGUCUUUAGAUAUCCACAAGACUAUUUUACUGAAACUGGUCAUAAGGAAUAUGGAAUGACAUCUGAAGAAUGUGCAGAAAAAUUUGGAGAUAAUGAAAAGGAAAAGGAAACUGAACAUGACGAAUAUGAUGACCAUGAUCAUGAAAUUCAUGACCAGGAGGAUGAACAAAUAGAUGAUGAACAAAUAGAUGAUGAACAAAUAGAUGAUGAACAAAUAGAUGAUGAAAACUUCGAUACUGAUCAAGAUGAAGUGGAGAUUACAGAUGAUAUGAUACAAAAGCUUAUAGCUUUGAUGGGGGAACAGGGGAAAAAUAAUUUAUUUGGAGAUGUCUCUGAUGAUCAAAGUGCAGAAAUGGAUUCAGUGUUACAAAUGCUGUCAUCAAUGAUUAAUUCCAAGGGAUCUCAGUAUGAUCUAGACAAUCUAGAUAACUUAGAUAUGAAUGAAGAUAAUCCAGAACUUUCUGAAAUUCAUCAGGAAUUUGAUUCUGAAUUAAUACAAGAAAGAGAUGAACUUUAG
Messenger RNA from Cryptosporidium muris RN66, 1401 nucleotides. RefSeq names its product EF hand domain-containing protein. Bases 1 to 1401 code for a protein of 466 amino acids. Lineage: Eukaryota; Apicomplexa; Conoidasida; Eucoccidiorida; Cryptosporidiidae. The record is from RefSeq and is a predicted model, not a curated record. The transcript has a single exon. Gene Ontology annotation, molecular function: calcium ion binding.